This is a messenger RNA of Abrus precatorius (Indian licorice), 1217 nucleotides long. RefSeq lists its product as uncharacterized. The coding region runs from base 80 to 1054 and encodes 324 amino acids. The record is from RefSeq and is a predicted model, not a curated record. The transcript has 2 exons. NCBI's taxonomy places the organism in Eukaryota, Viridiplantae, Streptophyta, Magnoliopsida, Fabales, Fabaceae.
GCAGUCCCAGUAAGGUACAGGAGAAGAAGGUAAGUUUCUUUCUUAAUACACACAAAACACAAACAAAGAAAGAAAAGGGAUGAAUUAUCUUUCAGUGAAAGUGGUUCUAAUCUCCACUGGAAUUUUAUCCAUGGCAAUGGGGAUGAAGCUCACACUCCCUUUGCUCUCGCAUUUCUUCCUCAACGAAGCACCGCACGUGUGGACCUUCUUCCUCAUGUGCUUCACUCCUCCUUACCUCUACAUCCUCCUCAACUUCAUCAUCCUUACCAUCGUCGCUUCCUCCAAGUUCCACAACCCACCACCGGAAAACGCCGUCUACUCCGCCGCCUAUGACGGACCACCCGCCGCCGUCCACGUCCCCGCUCCCGAACCGGUCGAUAUCCCCACCGUGGCACCAACCGACUACAACGCCGUCGUUUCCGAUGGAUACGUUUACGAAGCGAAAUCGACGCUGAGCGACGAUUCGGAUUCAGUCACCGAAGGUAAAAACUCUGUCAGUUACAUUUACGACGAGAACACGCCGGUGAAAGCGAAGGUUGCGAACGACGACGCUGUUUUCUCCCCGAGCUUGCAGAGGAAGGAUUCAAUAGACUUUCCGUUUUACAAUGAGAACGAGAAACCGCCGGUUUCCGCCAGAUUCAGUCACCGGAAAGCCGUUAGAGCGAGUCCUGAAGGAGGGAAAGUGGUUGCGUUGGGAGUGGCGAAGGCGAAGAAACAAGAGACGUUGGAGAGCACGUGGAAGACGAUAACGGAGGGGCGAGCGAUGCCGUUAACGAGGCACCUGAAGAAGUCGGAGACGUGGGAGUCGCAGCCGCGCCGUAACGCCUCACCGUUGGCGGAGUUGAACGGCACGGCGGUGAUGAAGAAGUCGGAGACGUUCGGGGGCAGGGAGAAGAAUGCGUCGCCGAGGCUGAGGAAAGAACCGUCACUGAGUCAGGACGAGCUGAAUCGGCGAGUGGAAGCGUUCAUCAACAAGUUCAACGCGGAGAUGAGGUUGCAGAGGCAGGAAUCGCUGCGACAGUACAGAGAGAUGAUGAAUCGAGGGGUUCACUGACACUGUGAUGCGACUCACACAACGCAAUUUGCGGGUACCCUCCGAUCCAAAUUUGGGGGAAAAGAAAAAGAAACGUUGCCGUUUUGGUUGUUAAAUUGAAGUUGAAUCAGUUUAAACAGUGUGUGAUUAAACAAGGUUUUGUCAUGUUUGUUGCAUUGAUUAU